AUGAUGCUGGACGUUAUCUCUACACUCUUUCCAGCCCCAAGUCUGGAGGAGGUCAUUGCUUCGGUCAACAAAGACACCACGACACAUAACGAUGUCCGUGACAUCGACGACGUUCUUUCAUCCCAUCCUGCUCUUGCGUUCUGUGAACGCGUAGAUUUUGUCAAGUACCCGUGGCUUAUUGAGAAAGUUGACGCUACCAAGCCACUUGCGCCGCAUGAUGAUAAUAAGCCUGCUGUUCCUUUUGAGGCGCCUGCGAAGGCUCAGAAUGGGCUUGGCUCCACGAGUGUUGUAGUGAGUAAACCGGCGCUUCACCUUCUUGGACAGGUUACGGUGGAACCGCUUCAGGUGCUUUUUAACCCUGAAGUUGAGAGGAGGCGGCAGGUUGAGCUGUUGCCGCUGCCUGUACGCCUUUCUCCUGCACCCGUUGGGUCUCGUCAGGCGUCCCGUUCCCCCAAAGUCACGUCGAAGGCUGCCUCUCAGUCGCCCCAUUCUCCUGCAGUCGCACUUCCCCGAGUUCAUCAUGUAUCGAAGGCUACCCCUCCCCUUCCUGUGAUUGCGCUUCCUGAUGUUCCUCGUGUACCAAUCUCGACGUCCCAGCCGGAACGGUCUCCAAGUCACGAGCUCUUGUGGUGCGAUCCUGUCGUUGCUGGUGUCAACGAUGCGAUGACUCUUACUCCGCCACAACAAGUACGAGUUGCAACACCUGUGCAAAAUUGUCAGCCUUUUCCGUCGGGUUCGAGUUGGAAGGUGCAGAAUGGGCAGAACCCCAUUCACAGCGUGAGGGGAUUUAAGCAACACGUAUCAGGAUCCAAGCAGAACGUGGCUGUGUCCAAACAACACGUAUCUGCACCCAAGCAGCACACGGCUAUGUCCAAACGGCACGUAUCUCCACCCAAGCAGAUUGCAUCGUCCGAGCAAAGUGCAGCUUCGCUCGAGCGCAUUGCAGCUGUACAGAAGCAGAAUGCAGCUGUAAUGGAGCAGAACGCAGCUAUAUCGAGGCGCAAGGCGGCUUCUGGGCCCAAGCAAAGUGCAGCUACAUCCAGACAAAACGUACCUGCACCCAAGCAUGUUCCCAGUCGACAGAGCAAAGCCAUUCAUCCCUCACCACUGCGCGAUAAUUACGUCGCACCUGAGACAGGGUCUAGCCCGACUAUCAGGACACCACCCACCUCUUUCAUUGCCCCACAGCACUCGCAGAUGCAAGGCACCUGGGCAGCUGCACCAGCUCAAAUUCAACAGAUGCCUGGUUUUUUGCGUUAUACCGGGGUUCCAGUCGGUUUCCCUGUCCCUGCAGUUCAGACGGAGGUUCGCCCACAGAUUGCGCUUCCUCGACGAGCCUCUCCCCCAGGGUUUUCAUACUCUAAUGCACCAACCUCUUACGUAGCCGCUCCAGUUGUUGCAGCACAGACACAAGGGUUCCAAGGCUACAUCACACCUGUUACGGCGAGCUAUAAUGUCGGUCCCGUCAUUUCAUUGCCAGUCAUUAGACAAGACGUUCAGGUUACCGCUGAUCCUUGUCGGAGAGCUAGCUGGGUGCAGAUGCUAAGCGAGCAAAACGCGGCCGUUUCUAGCCAGGCAACAAGCGUCCCAUCAUCCAGCAAGCGAAGGGCACCUCCUGAUGACAGACUUCCUCCAUCGAAGAAAGCUCGGGUGGCGAAGUCGAUGAGGACUGGAGUCCAUGCGACUUAUAGGUCUCCACAAGUUAAUACUGGUACUCAAUCAUGUCCAAUUUAUGUACGUUAA
Messenger RNA from Laccaria bicolor S238N-H82, 1743 nucleotides. RefSeq lists its product as uncharacterized. The record is from RefSeq and is a predicted model, not a curated record. The coding region runs from base 1 to 1743 and encodes 580 amino acids. The transcript has 4 exons. Lineage: Eukaryota; Fungi; Basidiomycota; Agaricomycetes; Agaricales; Hydnangiaceae.